UAUGACCCACAAUCCUUUGUGCAAUGAAUAAGACAUACCCUGGGUCACGUGGUAUUGUCACUGAGGCGGAAAUGAAAGUUCACUGUCGACAGCAGCGAAGCACAGCUGAAAAAGAGCUGUGAGGUCAUGGCAGCUGCCAGUGUGAGCAGACCUGGCGGUGCCCAGACCACUGAAAAGUCUCAGUUGAUCUUGAAAGUGGUUUCAGCGAAGCCCCAGUCUCCCAAGCUGCCAAACCGUCAAUCUCGGCUCAGCUCCUUCGUCGAGGUGACUGCCGACGGCCUGAGCAGUGAAACAAAAAAAACAGGCAAACGCAGUGGACACCUUGAGCUGCAGUGGAAUGAAGACCUCACCCUUAAUGUGACGCCUCAGAGUCGCCUGGAUCUGAAGCUGUGGAGCUGCCACACCUUGAGGAAGGAGCUACUGGGCAGCGCCACCAUAGACCUGCUGGACACCCUGCGCACACAUGAUGGCAAGAUGGAGAAUGUCCAGCUGAGUCUAGUGCUGCAGACGGAGAACAAAGGCUCGGUUGUAGCGGGCGGCGAGCUCAACGUCUGUCUGGACGGCAUGGUUGUUGAUCUGGGCUCGCUGCCCAAUGGCAGCACGGCAGCAGACAAGAUACUGCAGUCAGACAGACCCAACCUGAGGAGGACACAGAGUGAGGAGACACCCAGUACAGCUGGAUCUCAUAGUAACAGGCACUCAGGCUCCCCAGGGUGCUCCAGAGGGGGCUCUCUGACUAACGGGGAGCUGAAUGAGGAGCAGAUCCCUGGGUCGUGCUCGUCUGGUCGCCGUCGGUCCUCCAAGAGCCACAGCAGCCCUGGAAGCAGCGCAGACAAAGUUGAGUUGACGUCUAACGGGCUGGAGAAUAGUCGUGGGGGCGUGGCCCGUCACACGCCGCCUCCAUCCUCUCCGUCAGGCAGAUCCCCAGCCGCCAGCAGCAGCAGCAGUAGCCCCUCUCCAGGUCAGGACGCCCUGGGUCUGACCACUCCAUCGGAGCCCGGCCCUAACGCCACCUCCAGCACCGAACAGGCUAGCAACAGCACCACAGAGUCCACUACAGACUCGCUCCCGGAAGGCUGGGAGCAGAGGGUGUUGCCUCAUGGCAGAGUGUACUAUGUCGACCACAACACCAAAACCACAACCUGGGAGAGACCACUGCCGCCAGGCUGGGAGAAGCGAGUGGACCAACGGGGCAGGUACUACUACGUGGACCACAACACCAGAACCACCACAUGGCAGAGGCCCACGGCCGAGUCCGUACGCAACUACCAGCAGUGGCAAAGCCAGCGCAGCCAGCUGCAGGGCGCCAUGCACCAGUUCAGCCAGCGCUUCCUCUACCAGCCGUCUGGUGCUCCGGUGGAAAAUGAUCCUCUGGGCCCGCUCCCUCCUGGAUGGGAGAAGCGUCAGGACAAUGGCAGAGUGUACUUUGUCAACCACAACACACGAACAACACAGUGGGACGAUCCUCGGACCCAAGGGAUGAUCAAGGAGCACCCCCUGCCCCCGGGCUGGGAGAUGAAGUACACCGCUGAGGGAGUCCGAUAUUUUGUGGACCACAACUCACGCACCACCACCUUUAAAGACCCCCGACCCGGGUUUGAGUCAGGGUCACGGCAGGGUGGUUCACCCGGUGCUUACGACCGCAGCUUCAGGUGGAAAUACCACCAGUUCCGUUUCCUGUGCCAUUCCAAUGCCUUGCCCAGCCAUGUAAAGAUCUCGGUGUCCAGACAGACACUGUUUGAGGACUCGUUUCAGCAGAUCAUGAAUGUGAAGCCAUAUGACCUUCGCCGCAGACUCUACAUCAUUAUGAGAGGAGAGGAGGGGCUGGACUACGGCGGCAUCGCCAGGGAGUGGUUCUUCCUGCUGUCCCACGAGGUGCUGAACCCCAUGUACUGUCUGUUUGAAUACGCCGGCAAGAACAACUACUGUCUGCAGAUCAACCCGGCCUCCUCCAUCAACCCUGACCACCUCACAUACUUCCGCUUCAUUGGACGCUUCAUCGCCAUGGCUUUGUACCAUGGGAAGUUCAUCGACACCGGCUUUACGCUGCCAUUCUACAAGCGAAUGCUGGACAAGAAACCCACCCUUAAAGAUCUGGAGUCCAUAGAUCCUGAGUUUUAUAACUCCAUCAUGUGGGUCAAAGAGAACAACCUGGAGGAGUGUGGCGUGGAGCUGUAUUUUGCACAGGACAUGGAGAUCCUCGGGAAGGUUUCCACUCACCAGCUGAAAGAUGAUGGAGAGAACGAGCUGGUCACCGAGGAAAACAAGGAAGAGUACAUCAGCCUGUUGACAGACUGGAGGUUCACCCGUGGGGUGGAGGAGCAGACCAAAGCCUUCCUGGACGGCUUCAACGAAGUGGUACCUCUGGAGUGGCUUCGCUACUUUGACGAAAAGGAGCUGGAGCUGAUGCUGUGUGGGAUGCAGGAGAUCGAUUUGGCCGACUGGCAGAAGAACACCAUCUAUAGACAUUACACCAAGAACAGCAAGCAGAUCCACUGGUUCUGGCAGGUGGUGAAAGAGAUGGACAACGAGAAGAGAAUCCGUCUUCUUCAGUUUGUAACAGGAACCUGUCGGCUGCCUGUCGGAGGCUUCGCUGAGCUCAUAGGAAGUAAUGGUCCCCAGAAGUUCUGCAUAGACAAGGUGGGGAAGGAGACUUGGCUUCCAAGAAGCCACACAUGCUUCAAUCGUCUGGAUCUGCCGCCCUACAGAAGCCUGGAGCAGCUCCGAGAGAAACUCCUGUUCGCCAUCGAGGAGACAGAGGGAUUCGGUCAGGAGUGACAGGGGAAAAGGACACAAGACCGCUAAAGGAGAACAGUUGAUUCAGUCGGAUAGUUUUUUGUUAUUAAUAUUAUUAUUUUGCAUUUGUUAAUCACAUGGCUGAGAAAUCACCUGUCAUCUAUAGCCCCAGACCUGGGGGAGAAUCAUGUUUGUGAACUGAAUCAUGGGAUAAAGUUUGAUCUAGGCGAUGGAGACACAAGAACAUAGAAGAAGAGUGUGUAUGCUUACUUGUGUGUAUGUUUGUGUGGUUGCUCACAUAAAUGCCAUUGUGUAUAUACAUAUAUAUUGUGUGUAUGUCUAUGUGGGUUGGACAGGAUGGCACAUACAGAGAAUUAUAUUUGACUAGAGUCUCACCCCCCUCACAUACACCUCUACUCACUGCUUAGAAACGCACCAAACCCAGACAACAGGAUAGUUUUAAUGUCGUCGGUGUCUCACGACAACAGCACAGCUACGCGCAAAUGCAGUAUAACAUAUCUAACAGAGAAAUACAUUUUUUAAUAUUUUAAAGUGACGAGAGAGAGAGAGACAGAGAGUGUGGGAGAAAGAGAGGCAGUGUAUGAGUGCAUGUGUGUGUCUGUAUACGAGAGCUGUUCAUGAACUAGUGUGCCUCUUUUACAAAGGCUAGAGAGAUGAGAUGUGAUUUUAGUUUUUAUUUUUCUGUUUGUUGUGAAAUUCAGCAUUUUCCUCCUGUACAUAACUAAAAUAAAUGAGAUUUCAAUCUUGA
Molecule: messenger RNA, 3505 nt
Organism: Siniperca chuatsi (mandarin fish)
Lineage: Eukaryota; Metazoa; Chordata; Actinopteri; Centrarchiformes; Sinipercidae
Gene: wwp2
Product: WW domain containing E3 ubiquitin protein ligase 2
Exons: 24
Coding region: 127-2778 (883 amino acids)
Biological process (GO): ubiquitin-dependent protein catabolic process; negative regulation of transcription by RNA polymerase II; regulation of monoatomic ion transmembrane transport
Molecular function (GO): ubiquitin protein ligase activity; protein binding
Source: RefSeq, a predicted model, not a curated record